Exserohilum turcica Et28A is the source of this 465-nucleotide messenger RNA. RefSeq lists its product as uncharacterized. Gene Ontology annotation, cellular component: mitochondrial large ribosomal subunit. NCBI's taxonomy places the organism in Eukaryota, Fungi, Ascomycota, Dothideomycetes, Pleosporales, Pleosporaceae. The transcript is spliced from 3 exons. Gene Ontology annotation, molecular function: translation release factor activity. Gene Ontology annotation, biological process: mitochondrial translational termination. The record is from RefSeq and is a predicted model, not a curated record. The annotation marks the transcript as partial.
GACGCUCUGCACACGGCGCGAACGUGGCUCAACGAGCUGCAUGCACAGACGAUCCCCAUUGCGGCCAUUGGCGAAUUGACCUUCAGCAGAUCAUCGGGCCCUGGCGGCCAGAACGUGAACAAAGUCAAUUCCAAAGCCACUCUAAAAGUCCCCAUCGAUGCCCUGCUGCGCCAUGUCCCUGCAGCGCUCCAUGGCGACAUCAAGCGCUCGCGCUACUACGCUGCAAACUCGGCCGCCCUCGUCGUCCACGCCGACGACAGUCGCAAGCAGAGCGACAAUGUCCGCAGCUGCUUCCGCCGCCUGCACGACGCCAUUGUCGACGCCGCCCGCAAGGCUGUGCCCGCCCAGGCGUCGCCAGAGCAGGCCCACCGCGUGAAGCUUCUUCAAAAAUCCGAUAACGAGCGCCGCCUGAAAAACAAAAAACUGCAAAGCGCUAAGAAAUCCUCCAGGCGAGGCCGGGGCGAC